Lindgomyces ingoldianus is the source of this 1972-nucleotide messenger RNA. Its product is annotated as MFS general substrate transporter. Gene Ontology annotation, molecular function: transmembrane transporter activity. The transcript is spliced from 6 exons. NCBI's taxonomy places the organism in Eukaryota, Fungi, Ascomycota, Dothideomycetes, Pleosporales, Lindgomycetaceae. The record is from RefSeq and is a predicted model, not a curated record. Bases 88 to 1824 code for a protein of 578 amino acids. Gene Ontology annotation, biological process: transmembrane transport.
UAGGAAACGGUAACUGCUCAGGGCCCCAAGAAAGCAGCUCUAGAAUUCGUUGACGUCAAAACCCCAACUUAGUGUUCGUUCACGACAAUGCCAGAGGCCGGCCCCUCCCCUCCCCUCCCAACCAACCCAACACCAGAACAGGAAUCAACUCUGUCGUAUCCAGGACCAAAGACACCCAUCGAUCACGUGGAGUCUGUCCCUUCUGGCCCUGAUCCACCCGCCCCAGGAUCUCAAUACUCCACAAUUCAAUGGAUCCUCAUUACCCUCGCCGUCUACUCUUCUGCCCUGUUCUACGGUCUUGAUACCACCAUUGUUGCGGUAGUACAAGGUCCGGUUGUAGAGCGCUUUGGUGAUGUAGAGAAGCUGGGGUGGUUGGGGAUUGGGUUUCCGUUGGGUAGCAUUGCUACAAUUGCAGCUUGGAGCAAGGGGUACGGGAUUUUUGAUACGAAAUGGAUGUAUAUUGGAAGUCUGGUCAAUUUUGCCGCUGGCAGUGCUCUUUGUGGCGGUGCUUCGAACAUGAAUGGUCUCAUAGUAGGUCGGGUCUGGGCAGGGGCGGGAGGCGCCGGGAUGUAUCUUGGCCAACUCAACAUCUGGACGCAGAACACGACUCUCAAAAGACGCUCCCUCUAUAUCAGCGGUGGAGGGAUUGUAUGGGGCGUUGGCUGCAUCCUCGGCCCCAUCGUCGGCGGCGCGUUCGCCGAUAGUUCUGCGACCUGGAGAUGGGCCUUCUACAUCAACCUCCUACUCUUUGGCUUCUUCUCCCCAGUCUACUUCUUCGUCCUUCACCCGCACAACCCCCGCCCGAACUCGUCUCUAUCCCAACGCCUCCAAGAACUCGAUUUCCUCGGCAUUCUCCUAAACGCUGGCACGUACACCACCUUCGUAAUCGGCUUCACCAUCGGCGGAACCGCCUGGCCAUGGAACGACCCCCGCACCAUCUCCACCAUCGUCCUAUUCGGUAUCUUACUUCUCUUCUUCACCCUCCAACAAUCCUUCACCAUCCUCACAACCCCUCAAAACCGGAUCUUCCCAAUGCGGUUCCUGAGGAGUCGGACGUUUAUCCUACUGUAUAUCGCACAAUCAUGCGUACAGACUGCGCUCGCAAUCCCGAUAUACUAUAUUCCCCUCAUCUUCCAAUUCUCACGCUCGGAAUCCACGAUCACUUCAUCCCUACGGCUCCUGCCACUCGUCAUCGUAAAUAUUGUGACGGUUUUUUUGAACGGAGCGCUGUUGCCGAAGUUUGAUUAUUAUAUGCCCUGGUAUCUCGUGUCAGGGGGUUUCAACUCCAUCGGCGGAGCAUUGUUCUUCGCUACUCUUUCCCUAUCAACCUCGACGGCCAGAAUCUACGGAUAUAGUAUUUUACUAGCUCUCGGAACGGGAUUUGCGCAACAAGCAGCAUACACAGUCGCUUCAGCCAAAGCGGGGGAUUGUGUCGCUGACGCUAUCGGAUUUAUUAACAACGCGCAAAUCGGUUCCGUAGUUGUCGCUCUUACACUUACUUCCCUUGUCUUCCAGAACGUCGGGUUCAGGAACGUCAAGCAAGCACUGCAAGGAACUGAAUUUCGGGAUCAGGAUAUUAGGGCGGCGUUGGGGGGAGCAAAAAGCAAGGUUUUUGAAGAUGCCGCGUUGAGUCCCGCAGUUAGAGUGGAUGUAGAGAGGGCUAUUGUGGAGGCGAUUAGAUGGAGCUUUUUGCUUGUGUUGAUUGCGGGGGUGGUGGGAUUAGGUGCGGGGAUGGGAAUGAGGAGGGAGAGGCUGUUUGGGAAUUCGGAUACGGUUAACGAGAAGGAGACGAAGGAGGGGAGAAGUGAGGAAGGGAAUGCGUGAGAAUUAGUGCGCAGUAACAGACCAAGUUUGGGUUGGUUAACUUGAUAUGAGAAAAGGGACUGAUUAUAUCAUCUCGUCUCCCUAGGCCUCUAAGAUCGCACAAUCCGAUCCGUUGAGUGGGAUUCAGUACUAUUCAGUAGGCUCCAAG